This is a messenger RNA of Neurospora tetrasperma FGSC 2508, 1340 nucleotides long. RefSeq lists its product as uncharacterized. Lineage: Eukaryota; Fungi; Ascomycota; Sordariomycetes; Sordariales; Sordariaceae. The transcript is spliced from 3 exons. Bases 48 to 893 code for a protein of 281 amino acids. The record is from RefSeq and is a predicted model, not a curated record.
AACGGUUCCAGUCGAGCUUCACGGUUUUCCUCCCCAGUCCAGACACAAUGCGCUUCUCUACGUCCACCAUUGUCCUGGCAUUGCCUCUGUUGGCAGCGGCCGAAAGUCCCCUCGAUCAGUACAAGGCCAAGUUUCAAAACUUCCUCGGAAGCUUCGCUGGUACUGCUGGUGGCGCUGCCGUUCCCCAGGCCGACGAGGUUCCUCAGCAGAAACCCAUUGUUUCCGACACCGAGUCUGCCACCAGCAGCUCAGUAGAGCCCAAGCACAUUGAGCGCCUCACGCUCGCGAACUGGAAGGAUACCUUGUACGCGCCCGUCCAGCCCGAGGCCACUACCCCCGAGGAGUGGUGGGUUUUGGUUACUGGUGGUAACAAGACGUGCUUUGGCCGCUGCGGACCCGUCGAAAAGGCCUUUGGCGAGACGGUGGAGAAGUUCUCGACUAUCCCCAACUCCCCCCAUGUAGCCGUUCUCGAUUGUGAAGAGGAGCCUGUCCUCUGCAAUGUCUGGUCCGCUGGCGCUUCGUCCCUCUGGGUCUUCGAUAUUCUCCCCCCGCCCGCCGCCGUCGAUGUUUACUGGAAGCGCCUAAACUUCACCACCAUCACGGCGGCCGAUCUGCUCGAGACAUUCGAUAAGGAAACCACGGAGGGCAAGGAGGCCGCUGGCUUUCAACUCGUCGAAGGCGCGCUCCACCCCUUCGAUGGUACCCUUGCCCGGUAUAACCUGGCCGUCCCCAUUGCUUACGCCCUCCACUACUUGAGCAUCAUCCCCUCGUGGGCCAUGAUGCUCUUUGUAUCCUUCUUCAGCAGGACGAUGAUGAACCGCAGCGUGGGUGGCGCGCAGAACCGCCGUGCGAACCCUGCUCGUGGUGCCGCUCCCGGUGAUGGCCGUUCUUAGUUGAGACUGUUUAAACUCGUCGUUCAAGUGAUGUGCUCUACACGUAUCGUUGUCGCUCUUUUGAUGGAUAUGAAGGAAAUGGCCGUCCAUGGCGUGGUUACACAGCCCAAGGGUGUCUUUCCAAAAUUUAUGCAAGUCUCACAGAUUAUGGACCUUUGCUGGAAUUUACUUUGAAAUGUCGACGUGAGGGAGUUGGAGGAGAUACCGUCGAUUUAGUUAUCAUAGCGUCCAGUACGCGGAUGAUGAAGGAAUGGCGUUGAAUGACGGCUGGGUUGGGAGACGGCUGUUGAUUGUUGGGUAACGCGUUCGGAUGUUUCAAACGAUUGGGGAAAGAAAAGGGAGGGCGCAGGAACAAGCGGGAUUUUUGAAGAUCGGGGUCACCAUGAUGGCUCGGAUUAAGCGACACCAUAUCACCAAUAUGAUUAAUUUUUGGAUUUACAAGUGUCU